Molecule: messenger RNA, 717 nt
Organism: Hirsutella rhossiliensis
Lineage: Eukaryota; Fungi; Ascomycota; Sordariomycetes; Hypocreales; Ophiocordycipitaceae
Exons: 1
Coding region: 1-717 (238 amino acids)
Source: RefSeq, a predicted model, not a curated record
AUGGCCUCGUCUUCACAACCGUUCCUCACACCCGAGGACAGAAUAGAGAGCAACAUGGACACGCCAGAUGACGAGCCCAAGACCUCUCGCAAGCAUGCCAAGAGCCGCAAGACUCGGCGACUCUACACAACUACUCAGGUCACGGUUUACUUCUUGGCCGCCUGGGGUUUCGUAUCCCUCUGCCUUGAAGCCGCUCAGCGUAUCCUCACAGAGCCGCCCCUCGCCGCAAAGCCCGAUCCAUACCACCCGGAGACGCUCGCGUUGGACCUCAAUAUCUGCGACUGCGGCACCACCAUCGCCGAGGCUCUCUCACGGGACUGCAUUUACGACACAAUGGCCACGGCCUGGCUCCCGCCCUACUGCCGCGACGAAGAGCUCACGGCCGAGUUCGACCGCGCCGGUCCCGGCCCGGAAGGCGCAUGGUCGUACUUUGCCGACGCAAACGGCACCAUUCCCCUGAAUAAGACGCAGAUGGGUGAGUUGGGCGAGACUGGGGGUACAUUCUGGGCGUCGCGGAACUGGCACAUUGCACACUGCGUGUUUUACUGGCAGAAGUACUGGCGGAUUCGCAAGACGGGUCGGGUCAUGGAGAAGCGGUUCGACACGCUGGCGCAUGUGAAGCACUGCUCGCGACUGAUACUGAAUCCAAUGCCGGAUCAUUUUUUCCUGCUCGAGGUGCCCGUCACCAUGAAUUCGAGCAAGGAGAUAGCGGCCUAG